CGAAAUGCGCAUCUGGUGCAUCAAAUUACAAUUGGUACCGCAUAAGUUUUACAUGAACACAGUUAUCAAACCAUUAUACCUCCAAGGAACCUUCCUAUUUGACAGAGACAGCACUUAAGAUGCUGAGUGCUGUAGUUGCUGAAAAUACUCAUGCAUUUUACAAGACUGUAUCAUAACUAAUUUCUCAAACUUUUUCACUGUGUACAUGCUGAUCCCUCAUCAGUGAUGUCUAUAUCUUUUUUGCGGCAUGGUUUCACACUUAAAAAGUCAUAUAAUGCAAUAGACAUAUUUAGCAGAAAUUUCUUAUGAUCACCGAAGUAGAAAACUCGGAUUCUACUCAUAUUUUCAUCAUCAAAAACUACUAAUAGUGGCCUGAUCCAGACAUCUGAUUGCCAAUGCCACUAACCCUACAAAGUAUACUGGUCAAAGCAUGGAGAUUUACAGUCAACUCCUCCUGUCAGGACUCCAUUUCAAAUCACUUUGGGAAUUACACAGUCCAUUGCAAUAAAUUGAUUGGUGAGACUCUUGAUGACAUUCUAUGUGAAAAAUGUAGUGUACAUGAUAUUCCAAUCAUCAGUGUCACAAGAAGGAGGACAUUAUGGGUGACUGCUGACAACCGCCGACUUUGGAUAUUCAAAAAACUGCAAACAUUAGGAAAAUGUGAAAAAAUUACAGUCAAAGUUACGUUUUCUAUAAACCCGAAAAAGUGUUGUGUUCAACCAAAUAUCAGAGUAAGAGGCCACGAAGGGGGGCAUCUGUGGAGGUCUUGGCCAUUUGGUGGAAGUACUGAAGCUAAAACAAAUGACCAGAAUAAAGACACCAGUAGGUGUAUACGAACAAUUCAAAGAGAAGUCCUUUCAUACGGUGAUCAUGAUGUGCCAGAGGUUCAAACUUCCGCAACAACUUCUGUUGAAAGUAAUUACCGCGGCUAUAGUGCUUCCAAAGGAACCACAGGGUUUAAAAAUGCGAAAUCAUUUCAAGAUUGGGAACAAGCAACAGAAUCUAGACACAGAGACAUAUCCUCUGGCGGUUACCGUAGCAGAAAUGAAAGAUGUGCAACAUCUAUAUCAUCUAAAAACUUGCAUCCAGAGACAGAACCCCAUUACGCAGGGAAAUCCAGCAUUGCAAGUAAUGCAAGUGUUAGUGCUUGUUCCAGAAGAACCAAGGGAGAUUUAUUCACACGAACAUUGAAUAAUACCGAAAUGAAUAUCAGUUCGGCAAGUAGAAAUCCAGCUAUUGGACCAACAAGACCUACAUAUCUUGACAGAAGCAUUCAGUCUAAAAUUACUUCGACAGUAUCUAGAACACGUCUCAGAACAAAUGAUGAUUCCAAAUUACGCGAAUCUGAAACUGCAAGAUCAACACAAUCUGCUUCAGCACGAACAACACUACCCGGCCAAAGUCUUGCAAGCUAUAAAACAAGUAUUCAUCUGACACCAUUGGAUGUUAGUUUCGUUACUAAGAGUACGGUGCACCCAUCAUUUGACGGGGAAUUGCUCGGAAAACUACUAGAUGAAUACUGUGAACAUUUUGGCAAGAUAUCAAUUAAUGGGUUUAAGUGUUCAUUGAAUGUAUUUAAAUACCAGGGACGAUAUUGUUCAGAGGAAAUAUCGAUAUUGUGGCUGUUGCAAACCAUUGAAAGAUAUACAAAUAAUGUAAUUAUUUCCGGUUCAGUAAUAUCGAUACCUGUAACAAUGCCCCUCUAUCGACAACACGAUUCUUUGAGGUCUGUAGUAAGAAUGCCCCUCUAUCGACAACACGAUUCUUUGAGGUCUGUAGUAAAAUUAAGUGGAGAAAAAUGGAGAAGUCUGGACUUUUUGAAAAACUUGCCAACAAAGGGGAAACAGAAUUUGUCUCUUUCUGAUAUAUUUUACACAACAAAUGCCAUCAAGGCCACUUUGAAUGGGAGGUCCAACAUCAAGGCACUCGUUGAAAUUUGCACAGGCGGAAUUCGGGACCAUGAACUCAGUGUUAUGGAAUUUGAAAACAAAUACUAUUCUUUGGAAAACGAGAAGCUUUGGAUUUUAAAACGUGCUCAGACAGUUUUAGGGAACUUGAAUAUCACGGGGAAUUUAAAAAUAUCUAUGGAUUUUAUACUGUUUCAUAGUUUCACCAGGAAAGAUAUCAGAAUCGUAGAUAUCACUUGACUCGUGAUAUACAUACAGACGAAGAAAGAUUUAUGCUUGCAUAUAUUCAUAGGCUAGAUAAGGAGUUACUGUAGACAGUUGAGAUGUCGCUGUAAUCUGCAAAAGAUGCAACUCACAUAUACAACGGAUAAAUGAAAAAAGAAGAUAACGAACAGUGAUCAAUCUCAUAACUUCUAUAAAGAAUACAAAAUUAAACGUUGCGCAAACAAGGAUCCCUGGACAUAAUGGAGGUGGUAUCAGCUAUGACGGUAUUCAGCAAGACUAAAAUAGAAUAUUUAGUGAGCAAGGUAACAACAUGGUCAUAUAUCAAAUGCUAUUGUGAUAGACAUUUAUCUUUUAAGUGAUUACGAAAUUCAAUAUCAAACGAGAUUGUGAAAUACGGUCGGGAUAGUUAUAGUUUGAUAUACAUAAUCCAGGUAAUGUAUUGAGAUAGCUAUUUUUUAAAUCAAAUCUUACGUAUACUUGACUAUGCAAAAUCAUGGACAAUUUGUCAAAUAUUAUGUAUUGCAUAAACUCACGUUUUGAAACACAUUAUUAUCCCUUUGUCCAACCCUGUAAACUAAUCAUAUUUGUUUAUUUGUAUAUUAUUUUACGUACAAUUCGGGAAUGGUGUAAAAAAAGUCACAAGUUUUAUGUGAAGCACCUCAAAUUCUGAUCUUACGUAACAGGGAAAGCUCUUUAACUUACUAACACCUACCGUCUCAUGAGACCUCCAUAUUAAAUGUCUAAUCCGAAUGAACCGUGACUCUCACUUUUGAUGACGAGCACUAGGGAAAGGUAAAGUUGCUAUCUAUUAUUUAAGUUUGACGUGGUACCAUAAUCCAGAAUCAAAGUAGCUGUUGUAAAGUGACCCCCCCCCCCCCCAUUACUAGGGCACAUAAUCAUUAUGCUGUACAUAUGCAAAUUUUUGUUUUUAUUUAAGUUGUAUUUUACUUUCAUCUUAUUCUAUUUUUCAACAGAACACGCUUAUUGUCAAGUAUUUUGAUUGGUUAUAAAGGCAAUUUGUUAUAUCCAAUAAAUUUGUAAUAUGUCUUAAAAGUACAGGGAAUGACAAUUACUUCACUCUCAGUGUGAAUUGUAUUAUAUUUACAUAUCAAUUACUUCUCUUCACUGUGAAAUUUACAUUGUUUACCCAUCUUAUGUCAAAUCCAAAAAUUUGUUUGACACUACUAUUUUUCCGAAAAUUUUGACAAUAUAUAUGACCAACGGCACGAACAAUUUUGAAUUCAAUAUUGUUUAUGCCAUUGGUCAUUUUAGUGCUUGGAUGUUAAAUAUUGCUGGUUCUUAGUGCAUUCUACAGUGUACAGGAGUAUAUAUAUUCUGUUGAAAUAUUUUAUCCCUCAUAGAUUUAUAUCUGCUUCAUAUUGGAUAACUUAUUGUACAUACAGAUGCAGAUGAUAAACCAGCUUUUGAAAAAGGGAUGACUUCAUUUACGUCAACUUUCCAUAUUUCUGUACCAAUAUUCCAGUAUCAUCUGCAUAUGGUAUUUAUGAUUCGAUGCGCAAGAGGGUGUUCUGCGUAUGAUCAAUUUUAAAUCGAGUCAAAUAAGUUUAAAUUACAGAAGUUUCAACAGUCUCGUUUGAAGUCAGCAUUUCGCAAAUUCUUUUGUCGUUAUAAUGAUUUUAUUUGCUAAUACAACUUGUCAUAGUGUUUCAUUCCAAUUGUUAGGCCAUUCCUUACACACUGACUUUCACUACGGAUUACUCUGUUCACCUGUUAUAGAUAUCAUAAAAGAAUGUUCAAUGUUAUCGCUAAUGUAUGUGCAUGACAUACAGGAGAAAUAUCCUUGGGUUGAAAAUAGAUAAGUAAAUCUAUGCAUUAGCUAUAUGUGUGUGAGUGCGAACACAAGGUCGAUGAUGGGUCACCGUUAUAAAUAUUUUCUGCGUUGGUCAGCUUUUCAAUAAAUGGUCAGCACGGUUAGUAUCGAAUGAAAUCAUUUUGACCUAAGGUUAACUGUUUAUAUAAAUUAUGUACAAUAGGCGGUGCGUGUUUUGCAGUGGCAAUAUAUAUAUAUGGGCACGGGCAGUUGAUAGCCAAUGCCAGACCAGGUCAAGGGAUUAAUUGUUGGAAUACAUCAGUAAUCUAAAAAUAUACAAUGUAUUUACAUAUGUAUAUGCAAGAUCUGUAAGAUAAAUUUGAAUGUGCAAAAUGAAUAAAUUAAUUCAUUUUCAAAUUAAAGAUUUAUGCGAACGGUGCAUAUUUCUGAGACGUUACAAAUAAGGAAUUUUGAAAACAGAUCAGCGAUGCGAUUGUGUAUAUAGAACCCGCUUCUGUGGAAAGUUAGUCAGUGGUAUUUCUACCUGGCUAACUCACAAUUCGCAUUGAUCUUAUAUUUCAUUUACAUGUGGCUAAGUUGUGCGCAUUCAGGGUUAUCAUUUUGAGCAUAAUAAGUGUUGUAAAGAAGUUUAUUAUAUUUUAUUGUGAAUUGUAUUUUAUUUAUUGUAUUACGAAAUAAUUCACAAUGGAAUGUUUAAUGAAUAAAGGAGUGGUAUUUGUACCUGGUUAACUAACAA
This is a messenger RNA of Ostrea edulis (European flat oyster), 4660 nucleotides long. RefSeq lists its product as uncharacterized. The record is from RefSeq and is a predicted model, not a curated record. NCBI's taxonomy places the organism in Eukaryota, Metazoa, Mollusca, Bivalvia, Ostreida, Ostreidae. Bases 396 to 2147 code for a protein of 583 amino acids. The transcript has 2 exons.